AUGGAAGAACAGAAACUCGAGUACAAUAAGCUCAAAUUAGAGCUCAAAGCAGCGAUUGAGGAACGCAAGGAGCAGGAAAAGGAGUGGGAUCGUCUACAACAGGAGAUAUUUGACAAAGAAACAGAGUAUUUGGGUGGAAAUAGCUCAAGUUAUCACGGAACUAUCAUCAAGGGUUUUGACGGGUUUGGCAAACAUACGCACGAAUCGUCGCAGAACUUCAGUGAUAAAGAUCGGAUUUUUUCGCUGAGCAGUUCUCUGUUUGUGAAACAGUUGGAAGGAUUACAAGAAGAAGAGUGA
Molecule: messenger RNA, 297 nt
Organism: Lachancea mirantina
Lineage: Eukaryota; Fungi; Ascomycota; Saccharomycetes; Saccharomycetales; Saccharomycetaceae
Source: the annotation of a GenBank genome assembly